AUGAGGGUGCAGAAUAAUCCAGAGAAAAUGCUCGAUGAUGCAUCACACCAUGAAGAUGUGCCUCAGGGCACAACUACUGAUGUCCACCGACAGAAGACCACUCUUUAUAUGCUUGUCUUUUCUUUUUGGGUCGGCACAUUUGGAUGGCUGGCCAACUUCGAUGCCGCCUUUGGCGGUAUCGUCCUCAUCAUGGAUUCCUACAAAAGAGCUUUUGGAACCUGCGUAGGAGAUGUAUGCUCUCUGACACCGCUCCAGCAAUCUCUCGUCCAGCUUACCAUUCUAUUCGUGUCUGGGGGUGGCGCUCUAAGUGCGAUAGUCGGAGAUCGCUUCGGAAGGAGAGGUACGCUUCAAGUCGCUUGUCUUAUCAUUGCGGUUAGUGCUGGAGGUAUGAUGGGAACAGCUGGAAGCUUCACCAACUACAUGGUCUGCAAAUGCAUUGGAGGACUAGGCAUUGGCAUGAUAUACUCAGCGGCGCCUACCUGGGGCUCGGAGUCGGUUAACCCAGGAAAAAGAGGGUUUCUGAUGAGCUUCUAUAAUGUUGGGCUUGCCCUCGGAAAUGUUGUUGCUGGUGCGGUUUGUCUUGGUUCUUCCAGCUUUUCAACGGACUGGGCGUGGCGCACACCUAUCUUUUGCCAAAUACCGGCGGCUAUCAUCCUUGGACUUCUGACCUUAUGCUUUCACGAAUCCCCUCGAUGGCUUUUGACAAAGGGCAAAACCGAUGCCGCGCGAAGGUCAUUUGCAAAAUUCAAUAAAAAGGAGCUCGAGUCGCCGGUGAUCACGGCUCUGAUCGAAGAAGUGAACCGGCACAUUGAACUCGAGCGUGCGCUUAGGCAAAGUUCAACUUGGACCGGUAUAUUCCGCGGGAAUGAUGGGAAAAGAACACAUAUUGCAGUGUUGGCACUUCUUGGCAAUGCCAUAACUGGUGUUCAAUUUGUUAUUCCCUAUACCGCACUGUUCUUGGCGCAGAUUGGAUUGACUCAGCCAUUUGCAUUGAACGUGGCUAUCAGCGCAUCCGUUCUUAUUGGCACAGUCCCUGGCCCGUUUCUCUGCGAAUGGGUAGGUAGGCGCCGCAGCUUGCUUGCAGGUUACUCGGCUAUGGGAGCAAGCAUGCUCAUAUUCGCGGCGACUGCCACUGGUUUAGGCCAGUCAUCUCAUACCGCACAAUCGGUCCUGGUGGCUUUUCUAUGUUUUUGGGCAUUUGUUUUUGGUGCUACCAGUGGGCCGAUCGCCUGGGUUGCCUCUGCUGAAAUGCACUCUCUCCGUAUGAGGACUUUCGGCCAGUCGUAUGCUGUAUCGGUCUACGGUUUGUUCAGUUUUGGCGCAGCAUUCUGGACUCCUUAUAUGCUAAAUGCUGAAUACGGAAACAUGGGCACCAAUGUCGGGUACUUCUACUUCGCCAUUACGGUUGUGGUCAUCAUUCUGACUUUCCUGAUUAUUCCUGAGACGGGAAGGCUGAGCUUGGAGCAGAUCGAUGAGCAUUUUGAAAGCGGGAGGCCUGCGUGGAAAACAAGCCUCAUGCUGAACAAGCGAAUUGCAUCUGGCAAGAAUUAA
This is a messenger RNA of Neoarthrinium moseri, 1551 nucleotides long. RefSeq lists its product as uncharacterized. Gene Ontology annotation, cellular component: membrane. The coding region runs from base 1 to 1551 and encodes 516 amino acids. Gene Ontology annotation, biological process: transmembrane transport; carbohydrate transport. The transcript is spliced from 3 exons. The record is from RefSeq and is a predicted model, not a curated record. Gene Ontology annotation, molecular function: carbohydrate:proton symporter activity. Lineage: Eukaryota; Fungi; Ascomycota; Sordariomycetes; Amphisphaeriales; Apiosporaceae.